CAGCUGCUGUCCACAUCUCACAGAAGCAACCGCACGCGGUGUGCAAUGGUGAUCUCAUAAAACUUGCGCCUUGAUCCCUUCACGAUGGCCGGCAGGCGUUUCGUGGACGUCGCGAAAUUGUUCCAGGCCUCCAAAUCGAUUGCUUCGAAGCACAUUACGCUACGGUCGCAGCAGUUCGAGGCCUACCAAAAAACGUCCACAUUAGCCAAGGCUGUCAAAUCCCAAACCGACCGUGUCACCCUUACUGCUGCCGCUGCCGUUUCCCUUUACCAGCGAUCGAAUGAGGCCGCUCCCGCGUACACAAAAGUCGCUCCCGAGCGUUCAGCACCAACAAGCACACAACAUGCGGACAUAACUAGGAAAGAGACUGUAGAAAGGCAUAUAUCAGAGCAUGGCAUAAGAGAAGGAGUCCCCCAGGAUCAUCACUAUGACCGCUCUGGGCAAACGACCGCUGCUCAGCCGCCACCAGAGGAAGAGCUGCACAUUCGACAAGCAAAGGCACCGUGUCGACCACUGCCGGAUGGCACCAUACCAUCCGCAGGGGAAACCUUAGGUCAAGAGAAGGGACGUGAUACUUUCUCCGAGCGACUCGUAACGGAGGCUCCCAAGGACCCCUUGGCCAACGAGCAGACAUACGACAGAGGCGUCUUCUAUACAAGAUCGGUGGGGGCACAAUCCAAGUCGUCUGCGCAACCACGAUCUCAAAUACCCAGUAAGACUGUAGACAAUCAGGGAAGUGACAGGCACGUCGAGGAGGCGGGUCUCAACCAGGAUGUGUUUUAUGCCACCCCCAAGCCAGGGCAGCAGCGGCAGGAACAGAACCAGGCCGCACGUCCUCUGGAAGAAGACAUACCAGAAGGUAUCAACACAGAUGUAUUCCACUCGAAACGAGUCGCUCGAAUGCUCGGGCAGGAUCGCUAUUCGCGCAAAGAACACCUGAGGUCAACAGUCUCGAGAGGCACAGGGAAACAUCCUCUCGAUGAUCGUCCCAUAGCUCAGACCGGUCAAGUCGAAAAGCCCCAACCAAGCCCGUCAGCUCCAUCGCCGAUACCCGUCCGGACAACUGAGACAGCCCAGCCUUUUGCAAGCGAACAGGAGAUGCAAGAUCUUGCUUCAAAAUUGGCCAAGGACGCCGAAACACAGGCUGCGGCUGCUGCUGAGGUACCUACUGAACUCGGCGCAGAGCCUGAGAAAUCAGCUUAUGUGCUUCGUGAGUCGAGGGUCCCAUCUUCGCGGUUCGGUCGACUUUGGCAGUACGCCGGACUCGGCACCAGCAUGGCCCUAGGCGCUGUUAGCGAAAGCCUUCGUCGAGUCACAGGUACAGCUGCUGCGACAGGAGGGUCGCUGAUGCUCAGCCCUGGCAAUCUCGAGAUCCUUGUCGCAAAGUUGUCUCGUAUGCGAGGUGCUGCACUUAAGCUAGGACAGAUGAUCAGUUUCCAAGACAGCAAGAUGCUGCCGCCCCAAAUACAGGAAGUCCUGCAGCGCGUACAAGACAGCGCAGACUACAUGCCUGCGUGGCAGAGGGACAAAGUACUUGCGUCCAAUCUUGGGUCCGAGUGGCGUGAUCUCUUUGAGUCAUUCGAAGACAUUCCAAUGGCAGCCGCAUCUAUUGGGCAGGUGCACAAAGCGGUACUUAAGUCCACCGGUCAAUCUGUUGCCGUCAAGGUCCAAUACCCUGGCGUCGCCAAUUCUAUCGACUCCGACCUGAACAAUCUCUCCAUCCUCCUCACCGCCUCGCGCAUCCUUCCUCGUGGACUCUUCCUCGACAAAACCAUUGCCAAUGCCCGCACAGAGCUUGGCUGGGAGUGUGACUAUACGCGUGAAGCAGAAUGCCAGACCCGCUUCCGCGACCUCGUCGCCGAUGACGCUUCCGUCUUUACUGUCCCUAAGGUCUUCCCUGAAGCCAGCGGACCAACAGUCCUUACUGCCGAGAUGAUGACUGGUGUCGGCGUUGCGAAGCUCAAGAAUCUCACACAAGAGCAACGUGACUGGAUCGGUACGCAGAUCCUCCGUCUCUGUCUGCGCGAAAUUGUAGAAUUCAAAUUCAUGCAGACCGACCCCAACUGGACGAACUUCCUCUUCAACGCCAAGGACAAGAAGGUUGAACUUCUCGAUUUUGGCGCCAGUCGUGAUUAUCCCGACGAAUUUGUCGAGCCUUACAUCAACGUCCUCAUCGCUGCCAGCAAAGAGGACCGUACCGCCAUCCGGGACCUCUCCCUCGAACUUGGCUAUCUGACCGGCGAAGAGAGCACAGCCAUGCUGAACGCACACACAGACUCUGUUCUCACGCUCGCCGAGCCGUUCAAAGCAAGUGGACCAGAUGUGUACGACUUCAGAGAUCAGACAAUUACAGAUCGCGUGCGCGAUUUGAUCCCGGUCAUGGUCAAGGAGCGACUUGCGCCUCCACCAGAGGAAACAUACUCUCUACACCGCAAGCUUUCAGGCGCAUUCUUGCUUUGUGCAAGGUUAGGAAGCAGAGUUCCGUGCCGCGAGCUAUUCGAAAAGGCCAUUGCAACAUAUCACGGAAAAGCGAAGAUGAAGUAAAUUCAUCAUAUCUUGCGCAUUCGUCUGUAGCAUAGCGUUGUACAUCAACACCAGUGUAAAUCUAUUGCGAACUCCAUCUUCUACCGCGCCUCGAACUGCACUAUCCUAUUCAUUCUCACCUUCAUCAACACCAUAUGUCCACACUCCCUGCACCUCACCGACUCCAUCCGCGUCAACGCGACCUUCCCAUUGCAAUCGCAGCAUACGUACAUAAUCCUCCGCCCUGACUCAUUCCGAUUGUAUUCUUGUUGAUAUCUGUAGCUCUCGACGCGCUGCGGGGCUUCAGGCUGUUGGGCUUGUGCAUCUCGCGUCUCUCGCGCGAGGCGGGCGUCUCGGGACUCUUUUUCCAAAGGAUGAGGCGGUGCUGGGGAUGGAGUGAACUUGUUGUAUCGACGAUUGUGGCCGGAGGGCGCUUCGAUGACCGCGAUCUUAU
Molecule: messenger RNA, 2977 nt
Organism: Didymella exigua CBS 183.55
Lineage: Eukaryota; Fungi; Ascomycota; Dothideomycetes; Pleosporales; Didymellaceae
Product: ABC1-domain-containing protein
Exons: 2
Coding region: 85-2544 (819 amino acids)
Biological process (GO): ubiquinone biosynthetic process
Cellular component (GO): extrinsic component of mitochondrial inner membrane
Molecular function (GO): kinase activity
Source: RefSeq, a predicted model, not a curated record